Fusarium coffeatum is the source of this 2709-nucleotide messenger RNA. RefSeq lists its product as uncharacterized. Lineage: Eukaryota; Fungi; Ascomycota; Sordariomycetes; Hypocreales; Nectriaceae. The transcript is spliced from 4 exons. Gene Ontology annotation, cellular component: retromer, cargo-selective complex; retromer complex; late endosome. The coding region runs from base 1 to 2709 and encodes 902 amino acids. The record is from RefSeq and is a predicted model, not a curated record. Gene Ontology annotation, biological process: retrograde transport, endosome to Golgi; intracellular protein transport.
AUGGCCACGCCAGCUCCCCCCGAGGACCAAGCUCGUCUGCUUGAAGAUGCCCUGGUUGCCGUGCGUCAGCAGACUUCGCUGAUGCGCAAAUGUCUCGAUACUCCGGGCAAGCUAAUGGAUGCGCUCAAGUGCUGCUCGACCCUUGUUUCUGAGCUUCGCACCAGCAGCCUUGGUCCCAAACAAUACUACGAGCUGUACAUGUCUGUAUUCGACGCAUUGCGAUACUUGUCCGUCCACCUUCGCGAAAACCACCCUGUCAACCACCUAGCCGACCUCUACGAGCUUGUUCAAUAUGCCGGUAAUAUCGUUCCACGAUUAUAUCUCAUGAUCACCGUGGGAACCGCUUACAUGGCCAUUGAGGAUGCGCCCGUCAAGGAGCUCAUGAAAGACAUGAUGGAUAUGAGCCGAGGUGUUCAGCAUCCUAUUCGUGGACUCUUCCUUCGUUAUUAUCUUUCAGGUCAAGCGAGAGACUACUUGCCGACAACCGAGAGCGACGGUCCCGAAGGCAACAUCAGCGAUUCCAUCAACUUUGUGCUCACGAAUUUUGUUGAGAUGAACAAGCUAUGGGUUCGACUACAGCACCAAGGUCAUUCGAGGGAGCGCGAGCAAAGGAUUCGAGAGCGAAAGGAGCUGCAACUACUUGUCGGCAGCAACAUUGUUCGCCUAAGUCAGCUUGUCGACCUCGAAACCUACAAGUCCAGUAUUCUAGCGCCUUUGCUAGAGCAGGUGGUUCAAUGUCGGGACGUUCUCGCCCAAGAGUAUCUCCUUGAGGUGAUUACGCAAGUUUUCCCAGACGAAUUCCACCUGCACACAUUGGACCAGUUCCUUGGGGCAGUCUCGCGCCUCAACCCUCACGUCAACGUCAAGGCUAUUGUGAUUGGCUUGAUGGACCGAUUAUCCGAGUACGCCGAACGCGAUGGACCUGAGAACAAGUCGGAGGAUAGGGCUCAGAUGGAGGCCGAUGCUCUGGCGAAGCUGCUGGAGAAGGUUAAUCUUCAGAAAGAUACUCCCGCGGCCACACCUUCAGAUUCUAAAUCUCCUGAGGAUAGCAAACCAGCCGAUGCUUCUGAGUCUAGCGAGUCUUCCGAGGACACCAAGACUUCCGAAAGCGAGGAUGAAACAACAGCCAAAGCCGAAGGGAAUGAUGGCGAAACCACUGGUGAGAGUAGUGCCGACGAUUCCAGCACACUCGCCGAAUCUACCCCUUCAGUGGCCGAGACAGAAGCAACGGCUGUCAAUGGCCAAGGCUCCAUCACAGACAAGGUCCAGCUCUACGAGGUGUUCUUUGCUCAGGUUAAGAACCUAGUUGAAGCCCAGCAUCUCCCUGUGCCGGACAUCAUUGCUCUUCUGGUGUCACUUUGCAAUCUUGCUCUCAACAUUUAUCCCGAUAGACUUGACUAUGUCGACCAGAUUCUGGCUUACGCCAACACCAAGGUUCGGGAGAACAUGAACAACGCUGAUUUACACUCACCCCCCGCUCAGCAGAGCUUGCUUGCCCUGCUGCAAGCACCUCUUGACCAUUAUGUUUCUACAUUUACUGCUUUGUCUCUUCCUACCUACGUUCCUCUUUUCCAGUCGCAAUCAUACCCCACUCGCCGCGCCGUUGCCGGUGGCGUUGCUCGCACUCUUCUCAAAAACCAAACUACGAUCUCGACUACGGAACAGCUUGAGAAUGUGUUGGAAGUGCUGAAAGUUCUCAUUAAGGAGGGAUCUCAAGCACCUCAAGGUUACCCCGGUGUUAGCCAAAGGCGCCCUGUGGAGACCGACGAGACGAUGGAAGAGCAGGGAUGGCUCGCAAGGAUGGUGCACUUGCUGCAAGCUGAGGAUAACGACACUCAGUUUAAGCUACUUCAAAUGACGAGAAAAGCGUACUCGGAAGGAAACGAGCGUAUCCGUACAACUACACCUCCUCUUCUGACAGCAUGUAUGAAGCUGGCAAGGAAGUUCAAGAAGCGAGAGCACUUCGACGACAACUGGGAGACGCAGAGCAACGCCCUGUUCAAGUUUAUGCAUUCUGCACUGAGUACGCUAUACACGCGUGUCAACAGCUCUGGCGCUGCCGAGAUGGCGCUGCGUCUAUUUGCAUCGGCUGGUCAAACAGCCGAUCUGGUAGGUUUUGAAGAAGUUGCGUACGAAUUCUUUGCGCAGGCUUUUACAGUGUAUGAGGAGGCAGUCACAGACUCCAAAGCUCAAUUCCAGGCAGUCUGUGUAAUUGCGACUGCUCUUCACCAGACCCGCCACUUCGGCAAGGAGAACUACGAUACACUCAUUACCAAAUGUGCACAGCACGGAAGCAAGUUGCUGCGCAAGCCUGAUCAAUGUCGCGCUGUGUACCUGGCUAGUCACCUGUGGUGGGCAACUCCCAUUGUGGCCAAUGGCGAAUCCGAAGAGACAGAGCUUUACCGCGAUGGUAAGCGAGUGCUCGAAUGUCUUCAGCGAGCUCUUCGGGUGGCGGAUUCUUGCAUGGAGACGGCCACAUCGAUUGAGCUCUUUGUUGAGAUCCUAGACCGUUACGUGUAUUACUUCGACCAGCAGAACGAAUCAGUUACAACCAAGUAUCUUAAUGGACUUAUUGAGCUCAUUCAUUCCAACCUGGCGGGCAACCAACAGGACUCUGCGUCAGUUGAAAACAGCCGCCGACACUUCAACCAGACCUUGGAGAAUAUUCGCAGUCGACAGUACGAGGGUAUUGUGUUGACCCCGAACUGA